Molecule: messenger RNA, 1113 nt
Organism: Capsella rubella
Lineage: Eukaryota; Viridiplantae; Streptophyta; Magnoliopsida; Brassicales; Brassicaceae
Product: LOB domain-containing protein 13
Exons: 2
Coding region: 211-1041 (276 amino acids)
Source: RefSeq, a predicted model, not a curated record
UCUCCUCUCUUUCUAAAGAAACUAUAUUGCUUACAUUUCUCCUCUUCUUCUUUCUUUCUUUCUUCUCCUUCCUCCAUUGAUGCUAUAAUUACUUAGCAUGCGUUAAUGUCCAGAGAAAGGUAAAAAUCAAAUCAGACAUAUAUAAAUCUUUCUUUAUGAUCUUUUGAGAUUUAUGAUCAAUCAACUUGGUGUUGGUGGUGGUUUGAAAUAAUGAAUGGAAACAACAACAGGGAAGGAUUUGGAGAGUACUACGAGAUCGUCAAGAAGAUAAAGAAAGAUCCAACUUUCGAAACCACGACGGAUCAUGCCGUGAUGGGCAUCAGAAGACAUGUGGCCGUGCCUCCGGGGACGACGUUGAACACCGUUACCCCAUGCGCCGCUUGUAAGCUCCUCCGCCGUCGUUGCGCCGAGGAGUGUCCUUUCUCUCCUUACUUCUCUCCCCACGAGCCUCACAAGUUCGCCGCCGUUCAUAAAGUCUUUGGAGCUAGUAACGUUUCUAAGAUGCUUCUGGAAGUAGGAGAGAGCCAAAGAGGAGACGCAGCGAACAGUUUAGUGUACGAAGCAAACCUUAGACUGAGAGAUCCAAUCUACGGCUGCAUGGGAGCAAUCUCAGCUCUUCAACACCACAUUCAGUCUCUUCAGACCGAACUCACGACCGUUCGUACAGACAUCCUCCGUUACAAGUACCGAGAAGCCACAACCAUCACUUCUCUCCAAAACAACAACAGCUUCAACAACACUACAACAACAUCAUCAUUGAGCUGUGAUCAUCAUCAUGGUCUAGCCUCGGCGAUUCUCCUCCCACCACCACCUCCACCUCCUCCUCCCCCACGACCACCAAGGUUGUUGUCCUCUCACUCUCAUCAGCCUGCUCCACCGCCUACUCCACCGGCUUCUUUGCCGUCUCCGUCUAUGGUGUUGUCGUCUUCGUCUUCUUCAAAUUCAUCAGCCACCAAUUCUAUGUAUAACCCUCCUCCGUCUUCGGCGGCUGGAUACAGCAAUUCUAUGUCCAGUGAUAAUAAUGUUCAUUACUUUGAUUAAAUCAGAAUUAUGUGUUUGUUAAUUCUGUGUUUUUAUACAUUUUUUAUAUACUAUUUUAUUCUUAAUUCUUAA